This is a messenger RNA of Miniopterus natalensis, 9062 nucleotides long. RefSeq names its product mitogen-activated protein kinase kinase 6 (gene MAP2K6). Gene Ontology annotation, biological process: protein phosphorylation; MAPK cascade. NCBI's taxonomy places the organism in Eukaryota, Metazoa, Chordata, Mammalia, Chiroptera, Miniopteridae. Gene Ontology annotation, molecular function: MAP kinase kinase activity; ATP binding. The record is from RefSeq and is a predicted model, not a curated record.
ACUCAGUUCCAAGUUUGGAGGUUUUAGCUGCCAGCCCUGGCCCAUCAUGUAGCUGCAGCACAGCCUUCCCUAACGUUGCAACUGGGGGAAAAAUCACUUUCCAGUCUGUUUUGCAAGGUGUGCAUUUCCAUCUUGAUUCCCUGAAAGUCCAUCUGCUGCAUCGGUCAAGAGAAACUCCACUUGCAUGAAGAUUGCACGCCUGCAGCUUGCAUCUUUGUUGCAAAACUAGCUACAGAAGAGAAGCAAGGCAAAGUCUUUUGUGCUCCCCUCCCCCAUCAAAGGAAAGGGGAAAAUGUCUCAGUCGAAAGGCAAGAAGCGAAACCCUGGCCUUAAAAUCCCAAAAGAAGCAUUUGAGCAACCUCAGACCAGUUCCACGCCUCCUCGAGAUUUAGACUCUAAAGCUUGCAUUUCUAUUGGAAAUCAGAACUUUGAGGUGAAGGCAGAUGACCUGGAGCCUAUAGUGGAACUGGGACGAGGUGCGUACGGGGUGGUGGAGAAGAUGCGGCAUGUGCCCAGCGGGCAGAUCAUGGCGGUGAAGCGGAUCCGGGCCACAGUAAACAGCCAGGAGCAGAAAAGGCUACUGAUGGACUUGGAUGUUUCCAUGAGGACCGUGGACUGCCCUUUUACGGUCACCUUUUAUGGCGCACUCUUCCGGGAGGGUGAUGUCUGGAUCUGCAUGGAGCUCAUGGAUACAUCGCUAGAUAAAUUCUACAAACAAGUGAUCGAUAAAGGCCAAACAAUUCCAGAGGACAUCUUAGGGAAAAUAGCAGUUUCUAUUGUAAAAGCGUUAGAACACUUACACAGUAAGCUGUCGGUCAUCCAUCGAGACGUCAAGCCCUCCAACGUGCUCAUCAACACCCUGGGCCAAGUGAAGAUGUGCGAUUUCGGCAUCAGUGGCCACCUUGUCGACUCAGUUGCUAAAACGAUCGAUGCAGGAUGCAAACCAUACAUGGCUCCUGAAAGAAUAAACCCCGAGCUCAACCAGAAGGGAUACAGUGUGAAGUCUGACAUUUGGAGUCUGGGCAUCACAAUGAUCGAGUUGGCCAUCCUUCGGUUUCCCUACGACUCAUGGGGGACUCCUUUUCAGCAGCUCAAACAGGUGGUCGAGGAGCCAUCGCCACAGCUCCCAGCAGACAAAUUCUCCGAAGAGUUCGUGGACUUUACCUCACAGUGCUUGAAGAAGAAUUCCAAAGAACGGCCGACGUAUCCAGAACUUAUGCAACAUCCAUUUUUCACCCUACACGAAUCCAAAGCAACAGACGUGGCAUCUUUUGUAAAACUGAUUGUUGGAGACUAGAAACAAUGGACUCGAUCGGUUGACCCUCCUGUGGAUCGGUGGGUUUACGGGGUGAAGCAAGUUCACUAAAACACCAACGGAAACUCUCCUUGAGAUAAUUUAACCCUGCCUCUCAGAAGGCUUUUUUCUCCCCAUUUUCUCCCCCCUUCCAAAAGGGGCCUUGGAAUCUAUAGUAUAGAAUGAACUGUCUAGAUGGAUGAAAUAUGAUAAAGGCUUAGGACUUACAAAGGUGAUUAAAUAUUUAAUGAUGUGUCCCAUGAGUCCUUAAGCUUCUCAGACUUCUCUUGUUCUUUAUGAAAAUGAAUGCAUUGGCCCUGGUCAAAAGGUGCUACAGUAGUGAUGAAAUUGUAAGUAGACCUGUAGUCUGUCCCACAUAUUAUUUUAAUAUUUAUGUUUAAGCGCUUGGUUGCAAAGAUUCCAUUUUAAUGCAAGGAGGGAGGUAGAGAAGACACGGUUGGAUUGUCAAUAUUUAUAGGGCUUUUAUUUUUUAAGUUCAACUGUGUCUGUGGUCCAGAAGAAAUUAUUUAAUAUGCAUCUUUAAGAGUAUUAUAAAAGUAUCAACAAGCAGCUCUUCUUGUGAAAUAUCUGUCUCCGCUGUUGUGGCUGCCGCAUGUUCUCACAUUUCUGCUCAGUCCUUGGUAACAACCAAAUAAUCUAGAUGAAGUGGUGAGGUGUCCUGGUCAGACUCUUUCCCCAACUGUGGAAACCAUAAAGUCACUUCUCUCACAGCUCCAAGAGUCACAGAUUUGGUUCUCUUGACAUUUGUGGUGUAGUAUUAAUGGAAUGUGGUUUGUGAAGUGAUUUUUCUACCACCUACUUUUCUGUGUGUGUGUGUGUGUGUGUGUGUGUGUGUCUAUUUGGUAAGUCCCACGUCCCGCCAAGUGGCUUCUUUGAACAUCUGUGUUUAGUAAGGAGGACAUUUGUCAGCCUCGAGGGGGAAUAUCACAUCAAACCACACGGAGAUUGGUUCCUGCUGCUCUUGCCCCUCCUACGACAGACAGACCCCAAGGAUUGCCUCGUAGUUCACGUCCUCUUUUGCUUUUUUGUUUUGUUCAGUGAAGAAGCCUUCCUGCUCAUGGCAGGGCUGCUGUAGAAGGGAAAGAAAGGCAGUUAGUUGUUCUUGGGUCUGAUGAGGAGAUAAUGCGGGGAGGUGAAUUAAUCCUGGGAAUGGACUGGCAGAUCCCAUGCAUUGACUCGAGGGCACAGCUUUCUUCGGCAGCAUGCAGGAGCUUGCUCCAUGGAGCAGGGCUGCCUCCACAGCAUGUUCCUAGCAGGCUGAGUAAGCAGCGAUCAAGAACUAUUCCUCUUGGCCAGAUAUGUCAAUGGGCUCUCUGAUUUGGGGCUUCAGGUUUCUUGAAGAUCAAGGAGUGAAGUGAUCCACAGGGAAAACACUACCAAUGAUAACCAGGAAGCAUCACUUUGGGACUGUGUUCCAGUAAAAGUUUAUUUAGAUAAUCAGGCAACGGGCUAGGUUUGGCCCCCAGGCCAUGGUUUGCCAACACCUGUCCUAGACCGUCAAAUCAAACCUCUAAUUGAUUAACUCUGUGUAUAGAGUUCUUCCAUUUAGUGAGUAUUUAACUCUGCUGCUGUUGAGGCAGAUUGGGAAGGUGGACAUAGGAAGAUGAGUUCGGAAAAGAUGGAGACUGUUGAGUCCCAUGAACAUUGCUUCUUGAUUUCCGCAGGUAAGUAUUCCAUCUGGAAGCCAAUGGGACAAUUUUCUUCAAACUAAAUUGAGUACCUGCUUUUUAUUUUUUGCAAUAAUCAAAAUAACUUACUCCCACUUGGAAAUGAAAGGCACACUUCUCUUAGACAUUAACAGCACUCUUGCCUCUUAGCUUUGCUUUUUGUUUCUCUCUGCGGUGUGAUUCAUGUGCAAGGAGAGUCAUGAACCUUGACGCUGAUCCUUUGGUUUCCCUUUUCCCUGCACUGUAUCAGGAUUUGAGACUUUGACAGGCAAUAUUUAACCUCAGAAGCAGGUAAAAUUCUUAAAAUCUUCCAACUCAUCCACCUCAUCUAUUUGACCAUCUUUUAAGAAAGUAAGAAAGAAUGGUUUGGGGUCAAAAUACUUAUUCUCAGUGUACUUGGAGCUCCAAGCUCUCACUGCGGCCAGGGACCUCUGCCUACCCCGUGAGUACCAUCUCUGGACUUGAAGAGAUGGAGCUGCUUUACCUUAAUCCUUUUCUUAAUCAGUAAAUUUCUAUUUUGAGGGGUCUAUGCAAAAGCCUUUUUUCCUGAUGUGAUUUUUUUGAGUUGCCAGCCCUGGUUGAAUUUCUGGGCCCUACAGCAUCUAGUGAAAGCUCUGUCUUCCCUAUGGGACAACAGCUGUAUAAUUGGCUUCCCCUUCUGUCCAUAUAAUUCUGUCUGUACAAUACCUGUAUCUUCCUUCCUGUACAGAUACAGAUUAUUUGUCUGCCAGUCACCCAAGCGGUCUUCGUUUUCUUACAAACCAUUACAACACAUCCUACUUAAAGCUAUCAUCUCUUUAUUAUUCAGAAACAUUUUUGCCAUAUCAUCAAACAAACAUAAAUCGCACUUAGAAUGACACUCAGAAACACCUCAAGAAAGCACGUUUAAAUAUUGGAUUUGGCCAUUUACCUACAAGAAUAUUUUCUCUUCACCUGGGGAAACAAAACCUGAAUUCCAGAGCCUUCAGAAUGAAACUAUCCUCUGGGAGAAGCACAUUGCCACCAGAUACAUCACUCCCUACCUGCUCCUGGUGUCUGCGGAGAGGAUGGGUCGUUUUUCUGAGGUUUAGAGAGUCACUGUUUACAGCUCUGCAAACACCAUUUACCGUUCUAGGUUUUCUGAUGGAGUCAUUGGAAUCAAGACUUAAGUUGGGGUUUAGUUUUUCAGUUUCCGACCCAAACUCCUUUUACAAGCAAAAUUUCUCUAAGAGCCUUUUUUCUAUCUGAAGUAAAGAGGACUUGGGUCUAAGUAGAAACACAAAGCAAGGUCGAUGACUUUGGGGUAGAGAUAUCUUUUUAAAAGAAACCAAUAUCUCAUUGUAACACAAACAUAUGUUAAUAGAAUUUCAAAACAUCCAGCCUACUUCCUUUGGACUGUCAGGUCAACUUCACUUUUGUCACUUGAACUAGGACAUUGAACCCUUUAUUCUUGGGAGAUUGCAGUUAGAUUUUGGAAGAUUUGCACUGUGUUUCUUUCUUACAGUUGUCAGCGUGGACAGUUACGGACAGUGGACAGUUCGUCGUGGCAUGCUCGGGUUUUCCCUGGCUUACACUUUUGGAUUUCUGGGAUUCAGGGUCUCUUUCAAGGAAUGAGGCUAACGCUCUUAUGACUUGGAGACUGAGUUUGGGGAAAGCAUGGAACAUUUGGGCCCUUACCUGUGUCUUAAGGUGGGAAACAGAACUUCCUAAGUUAUCCCCAGAGUCUGGCUUCAGCCAGGCCUCCCCGCCUUCUCUGCUUUCCUCGACUGCAUUUUCUUGCUGCUCCCCCACCCAUCCCAGAUGACCUGGGCUGACUUAGCGUGUGUGGGCAGGAACUGACCCAGCUGUUUCCAUACGUCAAAGCUCAGAAGCAGUGCUUCUACGUGGUCUGCCUACAUGGAUGCUGCUGUCCCCAGAUCUUGAAAAUGUAAGGGAUCUCUAAGGGAACUUUUCGCCAAACCCUCAUUCAAAAUAUUAGACCUUAUAAUAAAAUGUCCCUUUGGCCUUUGAAGAAGAGCAGCUGGGUUGGGUAUUUUCCCUCUUAAGUCAUGUUCUAUUAUGGCCAGAAAUGAGCAGUUAACAUCAUUUUGGGCACUACCAAUGUUUGUAUUGGAAUCUGCAAGCUAUUUCAACAAACAAGUCAGGCCACUGCCUCAGGGAUUGUCAUUGGACUUUGGGUUUAAAGAGGAACCGUGAAGUGAAAUCAUGUUUUGGGUCUGGGAAAAGAGAUAAAUGCAGAGAACAGUGUGAAACUGAGAAACCCAUGAAUGAGCAAGCUGAUACAAGGAGUUGGAAGACAGGUAUAUAUUCCUUAACUUAGUUUCAGUAUUACUACAGAGAUGAUCUCCUCUGGGAAAAAACCCACCAGGAAGCCAGACCUUUAUUUAUUAUUUCCUCUAAAAAGAGUGAACUUUAAGAAGAUUCAGAGAGUGGCAUUGACUUGGGUAUUAGAAAAUUUUCUCGUGUUUUCCUGGUGUUAUUGAUUCUACAGAGUCACCGUUUUAAAAUAUGGCACCCCGAAUAACGGUAAAUGAUUAGAGGGGUGAGACCGCACUUGGAGAGUAUGCAACCCAUCCAUCAGCUACCUUCUGGCUGAAGGUAAACAAGCUGAGCUGCUCGGUCUUUAGUUCUGGUGGCUUUAAGAAGGGGAUACACCAAAGGUGAUCUGAUGAGCAUACUUUUCCUACAGUGCAGAGAACUGUGAAUGUUCAUAGAGAUACACGACAGGUCUUUGCUAGAAGAGCUCAAAGGUAUAACUCAAAACAACACUCAAAGCUAGUUUGAAUUUCCAGAAGCAGUGAAUUGUGUGGAAAAGGCAUAGUUUUAUUUUCUUCCAAUCUCAAGCUUUCCGUCCCAGUGCUUGUUCAAUACUUGGGGAGUUAAGAGUCAAGAGCACAGAACUGGUUUAGUGGUGCCCCUGGGGUCUCUUGUGGUGAAGGGAAGGAGAAGAGAGUGUGAUGAGGGUCAGCCUUGGACAUCUGAAACCCCCAUCAACCUCCAUCCAGAAUAUUUGGCUACCAGUAUUUUCCCCUUCAACUGGAAGUCUCUGUGGCUACUCAAGGCUUGGGAACUUUGGAUGAAGUGACAACUUGAAUACCCUAAACAGCCCAAGAAUCUAGGGAAUUUUGUAGCCAAAGAUGUCUGUGAGUCCUUGGCUUUUGCCGUAUUGAGUAUGGUCAGAGAGGUUGGAGGUGGAAGGGCAAGAAAAGAGGGCCAUUUGUUUUCAUUUUUAACCCUGCAUCAUUUGAAAGAAAAUGCAUAUAGAUCCUUAAGUUGGUUAUUUUUCUAAAGGGAUUGAGAACAACCUGAUUUCCGUGACAAGGGUGGCACGACUAUUGGGCUCUGAAUGGCAGUGGUGGAAUUCCUAAAUUUCUGUAUUUACAGAGGCAGGAGCUGUCAUUUUUGUUCAUUGAUGUGUAGGAGAAAGUAAAGCUCUUUGGACAGUCUUGGCACACAGAAGGGGAUGAUCUGGGACUCAAGCGAACAGAAUUACUGUUGCUGGGUUUUCCAAAGAUUGCAGGUCGUGGGACGUGGUAUAGCCUCCGGGAGCUGAAAACUAUGAUGGCAUGUCUGUCGUGACCCAAGCAGGAGGGAAUGCUUGGACCCCAACAGAAUUGUAUCAGGUGCCUUCUACACACAGAGUCUCUGGUGAAUUCUGGUUGUGGUACGUUUGCCACUAAAGCAAAUUUAACAGCUGGGGUUGACAGCAGCCAUCUCAGAACACUGUAUGUGUAAAAGAGUCACACUGGGCAAUAAUUUGUAGAGUUCUCGGCCUAUCUCUGCAAAAGCCACCGAAGGAGGUUUCGAUGAAGAAAAUUCAGACAAUUCAUCUGUCAGAUUACUGUUGUGUGACUUACUUUUUAGUCCCGAAUUUGUUUUUUGAGUGAAGUGAUUUUCUACAUGAACUGAAAUGAUGAAAUGAUGUUUUACAGAACUAACAGGUAUUUUUAGAGGGGAAAAAAAUGUUUUCUUUAUGUAAUUAACUUCCAAAUUGGAACAUAUUUUCCAAUGUACAGAAUCAGCCCAUUGGGUCAUAUAAAGGUGAAAGAGGUAUUAGGGAUGUAGUUCAAAUUUUUAAUUUAAGCACAUGGACAUUUUUCUAUAUAUUUUGUGAAAAUCUCGAUGAGAUGCUAGAUCUAAUUUCUAUAUGGAAUUGAACUUUACAAGAAUUUUAGGAAAAUAGUUUGGUUUCCCUAGCUUCAUUAGUGUUUCAAUGUUCUCUCUGAGAAUGUUGCUUCCAUUUAUUGAUCGGGUCUCUGUAAGGAAAAAAAACCCCAUUUUUUUCCUUACAUCGUGCGAAUUUUAUGAUAGACGAUUCUUGUAUUUGUAUAUGUGACUAACUGUUUCCCUAUGUUGUACUCCAGAUUUGUGUUGACAUCAUCUUUAUUGUAAAGAUAGCUGUUGGGCGAGAGGAAACAUGCCUGGUUUUUAAAUUCCCUGACGCUAGAAUGAAAGUAAUUCCAUAUGCUAAUUAGGAGGCUCUGCUACCCUUUCCUGGUACCCAAAAUACUCUGGAAGGGGACUGGAGAGCUUUGCACCCCUACCCUUCAAAACCCACCUCCAACACUGCAUCUCUGGAGAGACUGAGAUGGAAGAGUGGCUACCACGUUGUGGAUUCCGUCAUCAGCUGGCAUCCCUCGUCUUUCCUGCCACGUGUAGCAGCUACUAGUUUCCCCUGGUGGGUGGAAAUCCUCUCUUGUUCAUGGAUUGCUAUGUCUCUUUCUUAUAAACGAGGAGGGCUGAACUGUAGAGGAUGGAUUUCAUAAGAAGUUCAAGUAAAGACCUCUGAAGGACAUGGGUGGAAUGUGUCCAUGCCUUUGGGGGGAAUGUUGCAUUUCUGUUCUGGCCCCAGGGACUUUUUGCUUGUGAGCUGCAGAGGCAAAGAAGGAGUUGGGGGGAUAUACUUAACUCUGCGUUUCCCCAUGUGGGAAUGUGUGGGGGAACUUGCUCGAGGUGAAACAUGCCUCGUCAUGUAUGGGGAAAGGGGAAUUAUGAAUACCAGUUGGUAACUUCAGUGAGGCUGCAGGGUUGUAUUGAAAAAUACCUUCUUGUGGGCAAGCGUGCCUUUGCUUUAUCGGCUUUGGUGGCUCCCAUGCAUUUUAAUUUUAGCCCAGCUUUCCCGUUAUCCAGGUUAUGUGCAUUUUUUUUUCUUUUGAACUACUGUUUGUUUUAAUUGUUGAUGUGACCUCAAAAUCCUGAAACCAACCAAAUAGCUGAUACGUGAGACUUGGGGUAGAUGCAAGUAUUCAUAUUGAUGCAGGUUACGUUUUUAUAGAGUUACCUGAAGUAUACUGAAUUGAGGGGUAACGUGGAUUUAAAGAAAUCAUGUUUGUUUUUAACAUUUGGAGAGGCCACCUGUCCUGGGUCCUUAUUCUUGAAAAAGUCAUCUGUUGGUAACAAGGAAUUAACAGUCAAUCAACAAGGAAUGAUAAUCGUUGCCAAAGGUGGGGGUGAUUUUGCCUCAUCGGUCAUUCUAGGGUGAAAUUUCCAAUCGAGUGUCUUGUAAGAAGCAUAACCUUAUGGCUUCCCUCCUCUUUCCUGAUCUAAGAGCAGAGUAAAGCAGAGAAGCUUCUGAUGUGCUGCAAAGUAGUUCUUUGAAUCGUAUUUUUGACCAAGGAAAUGGCCGAAGUGUUGAGCUAAGUGGUUAUGUGGCCUCCAUGGCAACUGCUCUGGCUCCCCUCUCACCACCUCCAAAGGAAAAGGAAACUGAGAGAUUGAGCCCAAUUUCUUCUCUGUUGACGCGGAGCUCACACUUUGAUUGCCCAUCUCAGGAUGGCCUUCGGUUUCACACCGCUGCGAAGAGGAAGGGACUGGGCUCCAGAUGUGUGUGCUUGUGUAUGUACAGCGUCCGUCACACACAUGCGUGUUGUGUCCAGUAUUGUGUCGAUCUAGGAACGGACUCAAACAACAAUUUGAAGAUGGAGGAGCCAGUGAUGGUGGCAAAAGACAUCCAACCCCUUCUCUUCGUCCAAGUGCUAGCUGUGGCCUUCACGGCUAGGACAGACAACAUAGGUAUUCAGGAACAAGGUGUCCUUGGAGGAAAUGCUGUGCUGACCUCAUGAGAAAAUGUACAAUCAAUAAAAGACGUCUUACAAAGUGCA